AUGGCCGAUCCUAAUACAGUUGCAUUCUACUCCAAGGCCAACUACGUGGAUCUCGUCAAAACCUCGCCCCUCGACGAGGUUGAGCACCAAGUAUUAGGGACCAGCUAUCUUUCCUGCCAUCUUGGAAAUGGAACCAAGCUGCUUGUGUGGAAUCAUUCCAACUACUACGAGCAGACAGAAUGGACUACCGACCAGUCCGACAUCCCAAAAUCCAGCUCAGUGCAGUGCUAUCAAGUUCUCAAAGGCACCACGUCAGUCAUUGGCUUUAGGUUCAAGGAUGCCACCGGAGCCGAACCAAAAGCCUAUUCUCUGCUCUUGAAGCUUGCCAAAAUUGGCGACGUUACGCUACUUUCGGACGAGACGGACAAAUAUGCAAUUGCCGGUACGAUGCCCCGUGAUGGCCCACCCGUGACAACCGCGUUAUAUGUUCGGGAUUUGAAGACGGGUGUCUAUGUUGUCAUUGGGUCGAUCUACUUUGAAUGGGAUUCGCAAAACGAGAAAGUUGUAAUUAUAGAUCAGGAAGGCUGGCCGAGCAAGCAGCUGAAGCAUGAAGAGGAUGGUGAUAACAACUUUACUAUUACUUUGAUUUCAACUGAAGCUUAAUAUACGAUGAUGGAGCGGAUGUGGUAGCAGGGUGACGAUGACGGGCUGCAAGCGGAAGACGUUUCUUGCCCUUGCCUUGUAUAGGUUUUGCCCUGCUAUAGGUUUCCC
This is a messenger RNA of Aspergillus wentii DTO 134E9, 711 nucleotides long. RefSeq lists its product as uncharacterized. NCBI's taxonomy places the organism in Eukaryota, Fungi, Ascomycota, Eurotiomycetes, Eurotiales, Aspergillaceae. The record is from RefSeq and is a predicted model, not a curated record. The coding region runs from base 1 to 603 and encodes 200 amino acids. The transcript has a single exon.